AUGGAUCAGUCCAAUGGCAGUCAUCGUACGCACAGUCACGAUCAGGCUUCGUCCGCAGAAUGCUCGGCGCUCGGCCUGCCAGAGAGUGGUGUCAACAAGCGCAAACUCUAUGCGAUAGAGGAGCACGAUGAGCAUGCGGCACGGACGAAGCCUGAGCCGGAGACGGCCUACGAUGCGGAUGUGGAUGAGGUGGGUGAGCAGCCGCUAGAGCAACCCCUGUCGCUGGGCAAAUUGGCCAGCGAGCGGGAGGUGAUCUACGAGCUGUUCCAGCCGUGGGCGCUCAAGACCUAUGGGGAUCAGGCAAAGACCAAGACGAUAACGUUGCGCAAGAAGGUGCGCAUCCUGAAGGCGCUCGAGGGCAAGGAGCACAGUCGGCCAGAUAGCUCCAAGUUUCGAUUCUGGGUGAAGACAAAGGGCUUUACGACCAAGCGUCCAGAUGGCUUUGAGGAAGCGCCUGGUAGUCGACGUCGCUACGAGCCUUUGUCCAGCACGGCUGUGCUCUCGGAUAAUCCCGGCGCUGUGGAUUUGUUUGCCGCCUCCAAGAGCAAAGAUUUCGGCCGUCGCAUCUAUCGAAAGGUCGCCUGCGUUGAGGAGUUCUUCGAUAUCAUUUACAAUGUGCACAUGGAGCUGGGCGGACGCAGUGGCAUGCACGCGGGACAGAAGCGCACCUAUCGCAUUAUAACCGAGACCUAUGCAUUUCUGCCCCGCGAGGCAGUCACUCGCUUUCUGACCAUCUGCCCCGAGUGCAAGAAGAACCUUCGCCCCUCUUCGCCUUCGGCUGCCUUCAAGGAAGAGCUGGCUGGCAACGAGAGCUCCUCGGAAGUGGAGACCUAUAUGAAUUACUCCUCGCAUACGGAGAGCUCUCUGGAGGCGGGUCCGACGGCCAAGCGUCGGCGUCACUCGAGCGCCGAUCUCAAGGCGCAUGCAACACUGGCGCUUGCUAGCGCUGGUGGAUCGGUGGCUAGCAGUGCUAGUGCCAGCCAGUUGGAUGCCAUUGCACCACCACCUCCAACAAGUCCCACUGCUGUGUCGCUUGCUGAGGCGGCUGACGAGGCGCCGUGUGAGGUGGGCGUGCCCAAGAUAAGAGUCAAGCCCCAAUUGCAGCGUCCGUUAAGUCCGCCCGUGGAGCCGCUGGCUCCAACAGCCGCACAGCUGCCCAGCUUCGACUUGCAGCUGCUCAAGUCACGCGAUAAUCUUGUCCGCUAUUACGAUUUCAUGAGACGCUUCUAUGCUGGCGGCUCGCUGCUGACUCAACCGGUCCUAGCGCCGCCUCUCUACGGCAGCAGCCUGCUGCAGAGUCUCAGUUAUCCAACAACCACAACCACCACCAGCAGCCCUAGCACCACCACAGUCAGCAAGCCGACGCCUGCUGGCGUUGGCUCCUCCCCUCCUCGAUCGACUUCUUCUUGUGCACGCUCACCAACUGCCACGCCCACCGCCCCAGCUGCCGUAGCAACAGCAGCAGCAACAGUCUCAGCACCUCAUACUCCGAUCAAUCUAACAAAAUCCUCAUUUUCCAGCUCCAGCAAUGGAAAGCCCCCAACCACAUCCACGCCCCUUUCUGCUGCUCCGCUCAAGCUGGAGCUGCCCAGUCCGCCAAAGACGUUGCCGCUGCCGCUGCCGCUGCCGCUGCCACUGUCAGCUGAUCUGCGCAUACCGCAGGUGGUGCUGCGCGGAGGCGGCGGCGGCGGCGCCGACGUUGGCGGCUCAACGCAGCAACCGUUGCCGCCGCUCGAUUUGGAGCGCCUUAAGCCAAUAACAUCCACAUAUUUGCAGCUCACUCGGAGCAUGGGCCUAAGCGACGAGGAUGCUCUGCGUUUUGAUAAUCUGUUUCUUUUUUCUAUGACAUGCUUGGCUUAUAAAUCUAACGCAUCUAUCGCAAUGUAA
Molecule: messenger RNA, 1887 nt
Organism: Drosophila hydei
Lineage: Eukaryota; Metazoa; Arthropoda; Insecta; Diptera; Drosophilidae
Product: mucin-5AC-like
Exons: 4
Coding region: 1-1887 (628 amino acids)
Source: RefSeq, a predicted model, not a curated record